This is a messenger RNA of Suillus plorans, 525 nucleotides long. RefSeq lists its product as uncharacterized. Bases 1 to 525 code for a protein of 174 amino acids. Lineage: Eukaryota; Fungi; Basidiomycota; Agaricomycetes; Boletales; Suillaceae. The record is from RefSeq and is a predicted model, not a curated record. The transcript is spliced from 2 exons.
AUGUUAGUCAACAAGAAGCUCUUGAAGAAUAACUGGCACAUCAUAACGAUCAAAUCACCAAAUGUAAUGGCAGUUGAGCUAGUGGGCGACUUUGGAAAGGUACUGCCACCGGGAACAGCCACCUUAGAAGCAUCAAACACAAGAAAUCUCACACAUCCAGACAACACCUUUUGUUCAAUGCAAAUGGAACAGAUGGUCACUCAAUGCAAUGUCAAACUGCAACUCCGCCCGGUCAUAACAGACCACUUCCCGAUCAUAACCGUCCUAGAUCUAGAACCCGAACGCGCCAUAUCAACGCCUAAGCACAACUACUGGGAGACCGACUGGAAGAAAUUUAGAGAACACCUAUCGGACAAGCUAAGUGCCAUCCCCCCUCCAGCAGAACUCACGACCCGCACACUGUUUGAACAGGCUCUGGCAGCACUAACAAGUAGGAUAACGGAGACAGUGGAAGCCAAGAUCCCAAAAACCAACCCCUCCCCAUAUGCCAAAUGUUGGUGGUCAAAGGAACUAGACGCAGAAUGA